Molecule: messenger RNA, 4171 nt
Organism: Amborella trichopoda
Lineage: Eukaryota; Viridiplantae; Streptophyta; Magnoliopsida; Amborellales; Amborellaceae
Gene: FUG1
Product: Translation initiation factor 2, small GTP-binding protein
Biological process (GO): translational initiation
Cellular component (GO): cytoplasm
Molecular function (GO): GTPase activity; translation initiation factor activity; GTP binding
Source: RefSeq, a predicted model, not a curated record
GAGAGAGAGCGCCCCAUUAUCGAUAGCAUUUCAAGGGAGUGAAGUAUUGAAACCAGGGCUGAAUAACGGUACCAGCCUUUAGGUACAUGCUUUAAUGUUGUAAUUCAUUUGAGUUCAUUAUUUUAUGAGAAUUUUGGGCUUGAUUACCUGAAGAACUUGCAGGAUAUUUUUUUUGAAUGUGAAUAACUUGGAGAAUUAGCUGUUAAAUUUGUUGGGUUUGUUUCGAAAUUGGAUUUUUUUUUGACUGGGCAUUUGGGUUGUUUUGAAUUGGAAGAAAGUUGAGGUUUCUCCAAUAAAUUCCCCACUCUGAAGCUUUUUGUUUUUUGCUCCAUUGGAGCUCUUAAUUUGAACCUUAGUUUCUGUGAGAUAAACCAUCAGAACAAUACAGGCAUCUUCGAUUUGAUUCCUUUAGAAAAACAAGGCUCAGGACAACUAAUGUUCUUAUUCAUAAGUUGCAGAGAGUAGUGGAGUCCAAUUUGGGGGAUUUUUGUUGGUUUGGAGCUUAGGAAUCUAGAAAUGGGUCAUUGCGGGAGAAUUUGAUAUUUGGGACAGAGAGAAACAAUGGCUUCUCUUAGUUCCAUGACCACUUUGGGGAGCUCAAGAGUGAAUUCCACCGUCUGUUUUGAGAAAUCACCACAUGGGGUUCGGAGGUGUUCGUUGGUAAAAACAAGAUUUUUCUGUACUUUAUCAAAUUCUAGGAGAUGGGCUCAAAUCUCAGUCUGUCGAUGCAUAGCCAUGACCAAUCUGAUGACUGAACAGAAAAGUUCUGCGUUGCCUGAGUCCACUUUUAGAGGGAACAAAGAUGAGGAUCCCGAUCUUGUUCUCCAGCCUGCUCCCAAACCAGUUUUGAAACUUCGGCCAAAGGUCGAACCUCUUGCCAUUUCUGAGUCCACAAACUCAAUGGGGGUAGCUUGGACUAAUCCCAAAACUGUGAAUUCUAGAGGGAGAAAAGAUGGUUUAGAGGAUCCCAAUGAUGUUAUAGAAUCACUCGGUGAGGUUUUAGAGAAAGCAGAGAAGCUAGAUUCAGUAAAUUCUAAGAGCAGGCCUGGUCCUGAAUUGGUUGAUAAAGAUCGGAAACCUUCUAACAAACCAGAGAACAAUGCUAAUAAUAAAGUAGCCCGGCCUGCUAAUUCGGUGACAACACCAGAGAACAAUGCCAAUAAUAAAGUAUCCCGGCCUGCUAAUUCGGUGACAACCCAAAAGUCCAAAACUCUAAAGAGUGUUUGGAGAAAAGGGAAUCCAGUUGCCAGUGUACAAAAAUUAGUGACCGACCCGGCAAAGGAGAAGGCAGAAAAUGUGUCUUCUAGGAAGGGAGGGACUGAGAAUAGAGGUGAAAGUACUUUAGUUAGAGAAGGUAAAUCUCUUCCAAAAAUGGAUAGUUUGGGAAGCGAGCAAAAGAAUUUUUCACAAGCUGGAAGUUUGGGGAGCACAAUAUCUCCUCCUCGUGCUCCUUUGAGGCCUGAGCCACCUUCAAAACCACAGCCAAGAUUACAAGAGAAACCAGCAGUUGCCCCACUGCCUAGAAAACCAGUAAUUCUGAAGGAUGUAGGGGCUGCAUCUAAACCCACUGUCUCAGAAGAGAGUGAAGAUGCAUCAAGAGAGAGAAAGCCGAUUCUCAUAGAUAAGUUUGCUUCUAAGAAAGCCAUGACUGACCCACUUCUAGCCCAAGCAAUUUUAGCACCCCCUAAACCAGCCAAAGGGGGAGCAUUAUCAAAAGCCAAAGAUGAGCGACGGAAAAAAGCCGGGCCCUCUUUGGGCCCAAAGAGACGGAUGGCUUUAGAAGGAGAUGAUGAAGAAACACAAGACGAUGAGAACACUGAGCUAAAUGUCAAUAUACCAGGAAGGAAGGGAAGGAAGUGGAGCAAAGCUAGACGGAAGGCUGCUAGGCUUGAAGCCGCAAAGGCAGCAGCCCCAGUGAAAGUGGAAAUUCUAGAGGUGGGUGAAGAUGGGAUGUUUACUGAGGAUUUGGCCUAUAAUUUAGCAGUGAGUGAAGCUGAAAUUCUUGGAUAUCUUUUCUCGAAAGGAAUUAAGACCCCUGCAAUACAUAAACUAGACAAGGAGAUGGUGAAGAUGAUAUGCAAGGAGUAUGAUGUGGAAGUGAUAGAAGCUGACCCUGUGAAAGUGGAAGAAAUGGCUAAGAAGAAGGAAGUUAUUGAUGAAGAUGAUUUGGAUAAUCUAGAAGUUCGACCUCCUGUUAUCACUAUAAUGGGCCACGUCGACCAUGGAAAGACGACUCUCUUGGACUACAUUCGGAAAAGCAAGGUGGCUGCAUCUGAAGCAGGUGGUAUCACACAAGGGAUUGGAGCGUAUAAAGUGCUUGUGCCAAUGGAUGGAAAGCUUCAGCCUUGUGUUUUCCUUGAUACACCUGGACAUGAGGCAUUUGGGGCAAUGAGAGCACGUGGAGCAAGGGUGACCGACAUUGCUAUUAUUGUUGUGGCAGCUGAUGAUGGGGUGCGCCCCCAAACAAACGAGGCCAUAGCUCAUGCCAAAGCAGCUGGGGUGCCUAUCGUUGUUGCAAUAAACAAGACUGACAAAGAUGGAGCAAACCCAGAAAAAGUUAUGCAAGAACUUUCAUCAAUUGGCCUGAUGCCUGAAGACUGGGGUGGUGAUGUGCCUAUGCUUCCGAUCAGUGCUCUCAAAGGUGAUAAUGUGGAUGAGUUGUUGGAAACCGUCGUGCUAAUUUCUGAGAUGCAAGAAUUGAAGGCUAACCCACAUAGAAAUGCCAAGGGCACUGUCAUUGAAUCAUCUCUUCAUAAGUCAAAAGGACCGGUUGCCACAUUUAUUAUACAGAAUGGUACUCUUAAAAGGGGAGAUGUAGUCGUAUGUGGAGAUGCCUUUGGAAAGGUGCGGGCUUUGUUUGAUGAUACUGAAGGUCGUGUUGAUGAAGCCGGGCCAUCAACGGCCGUCCAGGUUAUUGGCUUGAACAAUGUUCCUAUUGCUGGUGAUGAAUUCGAGGUUGUAGACUCCCUCGAUAGUGCUCGUGAAAAGGCUGAGGCAUGUGCUGAAUCAUUACGAAAUGCACGCAUAUCUGAAAAAGCUGGAGAUGAAAGGGUUACACUUUCUUCCCUUGCUUCUGCGGUCUCAGCUGGCAAGCAGGCAGGAAUCGACAUGCACCAGCUAAAUAUAAUUAUGAAGGUGGAUGUUCAGGGAUCCAUUGAAGCAAUCAGGCAAGCUCUUCAAGUUCUUCCUCAGGAUAAUGUCACUCUGAAAUUCCUAUUGCAAGCUGUAGGAGAUGUGAGCGCGAGUGAUGUUGAUCUGGCUGUUGCUAGUAAAGCUAUCAUAUUGGGUUUCAAUGUUAGGGUGGCAGGAUCUGUUAAGAGCCAAGCUGAAAACAAGGGUAUAGAAAUCAGGCUAUAUAAGGUCAUAUAUGAGCUUAUUGAUGACAUGAGAGUGGCAAUGGAAGGACUACUAGAGCUGGUCGAGGAACAAAUACCAAUAGGAGCUGCCGAUGUGAGGGCAGUCUUCAGUAGUGGCAGUGGGCAUGUUGCGGGUUGUAUGGUGAGAGAAGGGAAGCUUGUCAGUGGCUGUGGGGUUCGGGUAGUUCGAAAGGGUAAAACUGUUCAUACUGGUACUCUUGAGUCUCUCAGGCGAGUGAAAGAAGUUGUGAAAGAGGUUGGUGGUGGUUUAGAGUGUGGUGUUGGAGUCGAGGACUUCACGAAUUGGGAGGUUGGUGAUGUCAUUGAAGCGUUCAACUCAGUGCAGAAACAAAGGACUCUUGAAGAAGCAUCAGCUUCGGUGGCUGCCGCCUUAGCAGGAGCCGGUGUUGAGCUGUAAGCAACAAAAACUCCAUCAAACAAAUUGUUGGGUGUACUUUUUAUGGUGGCCAUCAACUUCUGUCUUCCUUGUCAGCCUUUCUCACCCAUCGGCUAUAAUUUGUAUCCAAUUCUCUCUUCGUGAUAGUGUUUCUCAUUCAUCAGCCAAAAUUUAUAUGGCCUCUUCGACACAUACAAGCCUCAUCGGAUGGGAACUGUCGAAAUUAUUGUUGAGAUUUAGGCGACGCCAUCUUGUUCUGUGAUCUUCUUGAAUCUGUCUUAUUUUGCGCGUUGCUGAUAACUAUAAAUGUAUUUUUGCUGAAUGUAUAUAAUUUGAAGCUGUUCAGCUGUUGUAAAGAAGGAAUAUUUUCUUGGCUUGAGAAGAUCAUGGUAACUUGUGAGAGUCAAGAGGUGGCUGA